UUAGACAUUUGAUGUUUCUCCAGGCAUUUCAGUGAUCUCCUAGUAAAUAAACAAACGUGAAGCUUCCGCCAGUUCUUUUUCCUCUUUACAAACACAGAAACCACUUCCUGGAGAUUAGUCGCUGAGUCAAGUUUAGUAGGUCGAGGGGAAUUACUGAUCAGGCUAUUUUACCUUCAUAUUGAAUUUUUGUGAAUAUGCUUGUCGUCAUUCUGAUUUAAAAAUAAGACAAUACCUCCGUGAAUCAUGCUGUUGGUGAUCUAAACAUUGUUUCCCUAUAAAAGGGUGGCCACCAGACGGUAGAGAAAGAAGGGAUUUCCUUAAGGCAAAAGCAGUGAAAACGCCGAGUGCAGAGCACUUCAGAAUGAAGCACCUCGCCAUCCUUGUGCUGCUGGGUCUACCCAUCUGCACAGCGCAUCCUCUGCACGGGCCGGAGAAGGACGAGGAGCAGAAGAACAUGGCUCUUGCUCAGCGCUAUCUGGAAAGCUACUACAAUCUUGGGAAAGAGGAAAAACAAAUUUUUAGAAGAAAGGACAGUAGUCUUGUCAAAAGAAUCCAAGAAAUGCAGCAGUUCCUGGGGUUGGAGGUGACCGGGCAGCUGGACUCCCCCACCAUGAGGAUGAUGGGCAGGCCCAGGUGCGGCGUUCCCGACGUGGGCCACUUCACGACCUUUCCCGGCACCCCAAAGUGGGAGAAACAUCACCUUACCUACAGGAUCGUGAAUUACACGCCCGAUUUGCCAAGACACGCAGUGGAUUCUGCCAUCGCGAAGGCGCUGAGCGUCUGGGCCGAGGUGACUCCACUCACGUUCUCCAGGAAGGACGAGGGAGAGGCUGACAUCAUGAUAUCCUUUGCCGUUGGAGAACAUGGGGAUUUUUACCCUUUUGAUGGACCAGGAAAUAGUUUGGCUCAUGCUUAUCCACCUGGGCCUGGCUUUUAUGGAGAUGUUCACUUUGAUGAUGAUGAAAAAUGGACAGAGAAUGAAUCAGGGGCCAACUUAUUCCUAGUUGCUGCUCAUGAAGUCGGACACUCCCUGGGCCUCUUCCACUCAGCUAACCGGGACGCUUUGAUGUUCCCUGUCUACCAGUCCUUCAGAGACCUGGCCCAGCUCCGCCUCUCCCAAGAUGAUAUUGAUGGCAUUCAGUCUCUCUAUGGGCCUCCUCCUGCCCCCUCCCCGUCAGUCCCUGUGGUGCCCAUGGACUAUGCGCCUCCAAGCCAGGGGGCACCCGCCAAGUGUGACCCCGCCCUGUCCUUCGAUGCCGUCAGCACCCUCAGGGGAGAACUCCUGUUCUUUAAAGACAGAUACUUUUGGCGCAGAUCCCGCUGGAGUCUCCAGCCUCAGUUUCUCUUGAUUUCUGCGUUUUGGCCCUCUCUUCCAUCAGAGUUGGAUGCGGCCUAUGAAGUUAUCAGCAAGGAUACGGUCUUCAUUUUUAAAGGAACUAAGUUCUGGGCAGUAAGAGGAACUGAUUUACAAGCAGGUUACCCAAGAGACAUCCACAUUCUGGGAUUUCCCCCAAGUGUAAAGAAAAUUGAUGCAGCUGUUUCUGAUAAAGAAACGCAAAAAACAUACUUCUUCGUAAAACACGAAUACUGGAGAUUUGAUGAAAAGAAUCAAACCAUGGAGCGAGGCUUCCCCAGACGAAUAGCUGAUGGCUUUCCGGGAGUCGGGUCCAAGGUCGACGCUGUGUUACAGGCAUUUGGGUUUUUCUAUUUCUUCAGCGGAUCAUCACAGUUUGAGUUUGACCCUAACGCCAGGAGGGUGACCCAUACAUUGAAGAGUAACAACUGGUUACUCUGUUGAGCUAAGACAGACAUGGAUAUUUUCAAUGAA
This is a messenger RNA of Perognathus longimembris pacificus (Pacific pocket mouse), 1828 nucleotides long. RefSeq names its product matrix metallopeptidase 10 (gene Mmp10). The record is from RefSeq and is a predicted model, not a curated record. Lineage: Eukaryota; Metazoa; Chordata; Mammalia; Rodentia; Heteromyidae. Gene Ontology annotation, biological process: collagen catabolic process; proteolysis; extracellular matrix organization. Gene Ontology annotation, molecular function: zinc ion binding; metalloendopeptidase activity. Gene Ontology annotation, cellular component: extracellular matrix. The transcript has 10 exons. Bases 362 to 1798 code for a protein of 478 amino acids.